Molecule: messenger RNA, 1157 nt
Organism: Sitophilus oryzae (rice weevil)
Lineage: Eukaryota; Metazoa; Arthropoda; Insecta; Coleoptera; Curculionidae
Product: two pore potassium channel protein sup-9-like
Exons: 6
Coding region: 88-1104 (338 amino acids)
Biological process (GO): potassium ion transmembrane transport; stabilization of membrane potential
Cellular component (GO): membrane
Molecular function (GO): potassium ion leak channel activity
Source: RefSeq, a predicted model, not a curated record
GUAUCGAUUUUCCGGAAUCUGGACGUAAACAGUAUCCAGAUUUUUAUCCAAGAGAUUUAUUUUAACUUUAUUUUUUAAAUAAAUAUAAUGAAAAGACAAAAUGUGAGGACGCUGUCCCUGGUUGUGACUACAUUUACCUAUUUGCUGAUCGGAGCUGCUGUUUUUGAUGCUUUGGAGUCCAAAGAAGAAGAAAAAAGGGAUAUGCUCUUAAGAGUUUCUUCAAACUCGCUCAAAGCAAAAUACAACAUCACGGAGGAAGAUUACAAGAUGAUAGAGCUGAUGAUAAUAGAGUACAAGCCCCACAAAGCGGGACCCCAAUGGAAAUUCGCCGGAUCUUUCUAUUUUGCCACUGUAGUCUUGGCUAUGAUUGGUUACGGCCAUUCUACUCCUGUUACAGCUGGUGGGAAAGCAUUUUGUAUGGCAUAUGCCAUGAUAGGUAUUCCUUUGGGUCUGAUCAUGUUUCAAAGUAUCGGUGAGCGUUUGAACAAAGCGGCGUCAAUCAUAAUCAGACAAAUUAAGAAAUAUAUGAAGUGUCACAAGGUAGAAGCCACUGAAAUGAACUUGAUGUUCGCCACAGGAAUGCUAUCAACUAUCAUCAUCACCACUGGAGCAGCCGUUUUUUCUCGAUACGAGGGAUGGACAUAUUUUGACAGUUUUUACUAUUGCUUCGUCACGUUGACUACCAUAGGAUUCGGAGAUUAUGUAGCGUUACAGAACGACAAUGCUCUAAUCAACAAACCUGGAUACGUCACACUUAGUUUGGUCUUUAUACUGUUUGGUUUAGCAGUGGUUGCGGCCAGUAUCAACUUGCUCGUAUUGAAAUUCAUGACAAUAGGUCCAGAAGAAAGUAGGAAAGACGAUCAAGAUCUGCAAUCAUCCUCGCAUCACGUUUUUGCUUUAGAGGGUGAAAUGAUGAACGUUAAUGGAAAGCUAUUGGCAGGACAUACGUUCAUUGAAGACGAUUUUGAUCAAACGUCUGUCUGUUCUUGUAACUGCCUCGGAUUGAAUCACCCAGAUAAUGAAAGGUUACUUUUCGAAGGUUGUUAUCACCCAUCAAACAUUGUAUUAAACUCAACAUUGUCUACAAAACGCGCAUCAGUGUGACAUUAUCCCCAAAAAUUAUAAAUAAGCUAAAUAUCAAAAUUAUCUAAUUAUUU